AUAAAUAUAACUAUAUAAUUAAAUAAAAUUUAUAAAAAAUGAAUAAAAAAAUAAUUAAACUACCAAAUUAUUUAUACAAAUAUAUUUUAAAUUGUAUAUUGGUUUAUAUUUAUAAUAAAUUAUCAGUUUCCUACUAUAAUUCAGUUUUUAAUAAUAAUAAUGAGGUAAUACAAUUUUCAUUAGUAUGCAAACAAUGGUUUAAAUAUGUAUCAAAUAUUUUAUCAUUACAAAUUAAUUAUAAAAACUAUUUUGCACUCUACCCAUUAAUUGAAAAUCCUACUCAUAAUCUCCAUAAUAAAUAUAAAAUAAUUAAAUUAUCAAACUUAAAUAUUUUAUACGAUAUGAUUCUUACCUCUAAUCAUUUAGAUAGAUAUAUUAAUAAUAUUAAUAACAGUAACAAUAACAAUAACAAUAACAAUAACGAUAAUAACAACCACCAUAAUAAUGAUUAUAAUUUCAAUAAUAAAAAUAUUUUAGUUCAUUCUUUUGAUUACAUGGAGUCAAAUAAUAUAAUUAAAAAUAUCAGAAGAUUCCCAGAUUGUUUUAAUUUUAACCUAUCACUAUCAUCAACUUCACAACCUGAAAACUAUAUUCAACUAUUAAAUAACUCUAAAGAUUGUUUAAAUAAAAUUAACAGAGUAAGUGUCAAUGAUCAUGGUCAAAGAGAUGGUUUGAAAAAUAUAUUAAAGCUAAAUGAUAUCUAUAAUAUUUCAUUUCAAGAUGACUACUCCUCUUCAUCAAAUAUACUCUUAAAACUUAAAUUCAACCAAACAAAGAAAUCAAAAAUAAAUAUUGAUCAUUUAAUAUUAACAUAUAACUUUAAUAAAAACAACUAUAUGGACAAUUACCAAACAUCUACAAGAAAACUAAAGAAAUUUAGAUUUGAUACUACUCUUAAUAAACUAAUCUUCAACAAUAAAACCAACCUUCUAGGCAUUUCUGAUGAAGAAGCUAAUAAUCAAAACAACAAUCACAAUCAAGAAAGUUGGGAAAACAUUGUAAAGGUAUUAUCAAAUGAUCAAACACUUCAAAGAUUAUCAAUUAAUGAUCAAGGGAAUAUUUUAGGUCGAUCUAUGUUCAGUAAUAUCGAAACAUCUUUAAUCUAUGGUGGCUUUGGAUCAAUUUUAGCAAGUCCUUUAUCCAACAUCAAAUCAUUCUCCUUCUUUUCUGACUCUGUUGAAAUAGAUCCACAAUUACUAAAGGGUAUAUCAUGUAACAAAUCAAUUCAAAAUCUUACAAUACCAGCCAAGUAUUUUGUAAACAUUAUUAAUAAUGAAGUAAUGGUUAAUAAUAGGACCAUUAGAAAUUUAUUUAUAACCUCUGGAGUAACUGAAGCAUUAGAAAGUGAAAUUUUGGAAGGCCUACAUAUGCUAUCAGUAAUAGAACAAUACAACACUAUGAUUGAUAUAUACUCCAUUUCUUUUGAUAUCAAUACAAACAAUGAAAAUCUUCACAGUUUAGUAUCAUUCAUUAAAUCAAAUCACUUUAAUAUCAAAGAGUUCAAUAUUACAAACAAAUAUAACCCACAUUUAGUAUAUGAAAGAAUUUCAUAUCAGCUACAUUCAAACCAUUCUAUAAUUAAUGUUUCUACAAGAUAAAAUAUCUAAAUAACCAAUUUUAAAUGUACAAUUAAAUUUUUUUAAAUAAAUAUAAUAAAAAUAGUUUUAUAAAAG
Molecule: messenger RNA, 1673 nt
Organism: Dictyostelium purpureum
Lineage: Eukaryota; Evosea; Eumycetozoa; Dictyosteliales; Dictyosteliaceae
Exons: 1
Coding region: 39-1598 (519 amino acids)
Source: RefSeq, a predicted model, not a curated record